AUGCACAUAGCUGUCCCCCAAAAAGAUCCGGACGAAGAGAAUGAACCAUCAUGGCGAAUUACCGUCAAUCCAUCUGCAGAACUAUUUGGAUCACAACGACUUCGUCAACUCAUCGAUAGACUCUAUCAUCAGCAAAAAUUGCUAAGUGCAAGUGAUGCAAAACAGGCAUGGAUUAUAUCUUUUUUUUUCCUCUCACGAUUUCAUAAGUGCAUCAGUGCUAUUUUCCCUUGA
Molecule: messenger RNA, 231 nt
Organism: Strongylus vulgaris
Lineage: Eukaryota; Metazoa; Nematoda; Chromadorea; Rhabditida; Strongylidae
Source: the annotation of a GenBank genome assembly